AUGGACCGCCGCGGACGCCUCGGACUGGACAGCCGCCCGCUCGGCGCGGCCGCGCUGCCGGCGGCGGCGGUGCCCGGCACCGACGGCCCCGUGUUCCUGUGGCUGCCGCUGGCGCCGCCGGGGGACGGGGACGCGGGGCUGACCCUGCGGGAGCGCUUCAGCGCCGGCCGCGCCACCUACACGGCCGCCCCCGGCGAGGCCUGGCAGCGCGACGUCCGCCGCGCGGCGCCCCGCGGCCGCGAGCCCGCCGGCACAGGCGCCGCGGCCGCAGCAGCGCGCCGCAAGCUGGCGGCCGUCGCGCGGCGCGCUCUGCCGCGCGGCGGGGACGGGGGCGGCGGCUGCGAGGAGUUGCAGGUGCUGCUGCGGCUGCAGAUCAGCCGGCCGCGGCUGCACAACGUGCUGACCACCUUCAAGGUCUCACUGGCGGGCCUGCUGCUCAACACCAAGACCUUUGCUGCCAACGAGCUGCUCAACCUGGCAGUUGACCGGGUCAGCGCCAUGCUGCUGCGCACCACACGGGAGCUGCAGCUGACCCUGGUGGUGGCGGCGCUGCAGCUGGACAACCAGGCGCUGGAGACGCACCACCCCGUGGUGCUGGCGCCCUCAGGCAACGCCAGCCUCGUCGCAGGCGCACAGGCUCACCGGCCGUUGCAUCAUUGCUGCCCUGUCGACUUCCGAAUCCGUGUUGAGACCUGA
This is a messenger RNA of Monoraphidium neglectum, 696 nucleotides long. RefSeq lists its product as hypothetical. The coding region runs from base 1 to 696 and encodes 231 amino acids. NCBI's taxonomy places the organism in Eukaryota, Viridiplantae, Chlorophyta, Chlorophyceae, Sphaeropleales, Selenastraceae. The record is from RefSeq and is a predicted model, not a curated record. The transcript has 5 exons.